Messenger RNA from Acipenser ruthenus (sterlet), 2066 nucleotides. Its product is annotated as calcium-binding tyrosine phosphorylation-regulated protein-like. The transcript has 5 exons. Bases 139 to 1419 code for a protein of 426 amino acids. Gene Ontology annotation, biological process: sperm capacitation. Gene Ontology annotation, molecular function: calcium ion binding. Gene Ontology annotation, cellular component: sperm fibrous sheath; cytoplasm. NCBI's taxonomy places the organism in Eukaryota, Metazoa, Chordata, Actinopteri, Acipenseriformes, Acipenseridae. The record is from RefSeq and is a predicted model, not a curated record.
CGUGCAACGUGUGAUUACAUCAGAGUACAAAUCAAUAUCACAAAUCAACACGAAUUUGUAAGUUGCACUUGUACCCCGAGGCUGAUGCUGCAGCACUUGUUUUUCAUUGCUGGAGCUGAAUGCUGAAGGUAUUUCAAGAUGUCAAGUCAUCACGCAAAGCUGGUCAUUCCCUAUGGCCUGAAGACGCUGCUGGAAGGGGUCAGCAGAGCUGUGAUGAAGAGACAGCCAGAAAACAUUCCAAAGUUUGCUUCUUGCUACUUUACAGAACUACUGAAGUUCAGAGACGAAAAUCCUUCUCUUGACAUAAUGGGCCUAGAAAAUGAAUUUCGGCGAAUUCACGAUUUGGGGUCUUCGUUUGAGGAACACAGACUUGGGGUGGCAGCUUUUCACAAUGAUUCACCAGCUUCUGAAGAGCAGGGAACCCAUUCCAAUACGUAUACUUUUGAAUCAGGCAUUGUGAGGAGCCCUUACAGUGAUCAAGACCCAAACACCAGAUGUGCUGUUCAGUCAGUGUUUGAAAGAGUGCCGUCAGGCAUAUAUGAGGCCACCUCAAACUCAGUGUUACUUAAAACACCUGAUGUUCCUCAUGAGGAUGUAAUAACUGUUCAUUCUGAGAAUGUUCCAGAAUCAUUAAUAUUCCAUAAAGUUAAGGAAGAAUCUUGUACAAGGCAGAGUUUAUUGGGUUUUGAUGAAUCAACUGCUAAACACAAAAAUGCUCAGGACGGGGAGUCAGCACCAGGAAAGGAAUACCAAGCAGUAGUGUUCCAAAGAGUUCCUUCAGCCAUUCAGCUGGCUACUCCUUCAGCUGCUCAAGAAACAGUCAAUCAGGAUACACCUGUGAAUGCUAUGGAACAUUCAUCAGCAGAAGCGCCUUCCCUUCAUCGCAAAACUUCAAUUUCUGGUGUUGAGGUACCUCCUGAAAAAGCAGAGAUUGAACAGGAAUGUGUCACUGCACAGCAACAGAUAGCUGUAGAUUUACCCACUGAGGCUGGCCGCCAGCCUGAAAACCCUACUCAGGAUGAUGCAGAAGAAGUUUGGAUGCUUUAUCGUCUAGCAGAUUUUGGGACACUUGGAAAUAUGAUGCAGGCUCAUCAGUAUGGUUCAUCAAUGCGACCAUUUGUACCAGAAAAGUUAUUGUCUUUUCACCCAAUGUACCAGGGCAUUUACCCAGUGCAGGGAGUAUUCCCAGGAGCUGGUUUUAUACCUAUUCAGACUUUUCCAACAAGUCAAUUGUCCUGUCCCAACCUUGCCAAUAUUCUUACACAAAGAAGACCAAGCGCCCCUCAGUUUGUUUUGGUAAAUUCUCCUUCUGAAGAACAGAACAUGAAAUUAGUUGCUCCUCCUGCUGGUAAAACGACUAAAGUACCUUCACAGAGACCAGGUACUCCCAGAUUAAUUUUCUGUUUCCAUACCUAUUGACAAAGUUCAACCUCAAGUAUGGGGACCUGGCCAAUUGUCUUUCCAGGUGGUUGCUAUUGAAAUUAACCAACUUAGUCAAUAUGAAUUGAAAAAGCAGAAUAUUUUGUGGCAUACUUCACAUACAGUUACAAACACUGGUUAGUUAGAUCUUGCUGUGCAUUUGCCAAACUAAAAUGACUAUACACUCAAUAAUAUUAAAACAUGUAUGUCAGUGACAUUCAUCCAAAUCUCUGUUUCUAAAUUCAAUAUUAUAGCUACUGGUAACAUAAAAAACAUAUAUAAUAAUAACUGCACAUUUAAUAACUUAGGGAUAAGCUAAUGCAUCUCUGCAAUAUCUAUUAAAAUAUCUAUAAUUUCAAAAGCUUUGGAAAUAUGAUUCUCUCUUCUUUAGUAUUGUAUAUCCCACAUUUUUAAUGUACCGUACUUUUCAUCUUGAGAAAUUCUGAAUCACAUUUUUUUUUUUCUUUAUUUCUUACUUUCAAUACAGUGUACAGGCAAUAUUUAUUUUAUCUGAAGGGGCAAAAUCAACCCUUAUGGAGAUCUCAUUAUAAUCGCAUCAACUUAUAUUUUUAUUGUCUUUGUAAUAGGUACAGAGAAAAACAACGGGACUCAUUAAACAGAGGACUGAAGGACCCACCCAAUUCCUC